AGGGAACCCGAACCUGUGUCUGGGCAGAGGUGGCGCGGCCGCGGCCCGGCGAGCCCCGCCGGUGCCCGGGGGGCAGCCUCGGCCGUGGGGGGUUCGCUCAGGGGCGAAUGCUCCGGCCCGAACCAGCGCGUCCCGCCCGGGGCUGCCUCCCGUCCCCAGGCCGGGCCGAGAGAAUAUCUGGGGACAGGUGGCAGCGCCCCCAAAUUCUCCCUGGGAAUCCCCUCGCCACGUGCCUUUGCAGUUUGAAUUCGGCCUCUACACUUCUCUCUUUAUUCCUCCCCCUUUUAUGGCUUUUUGGUUCUAGGUUACAGUUCCAAGCAGUUUCCUUCUUCCCUGGCCUUCCUUUCGUCAGUUUCAUUGGCAAACUGAGCUAUCGGUAACAAACAAACACAAAAAGCCAAUGCUUCGAUAGCAGGGGGGUUUUAAUGCAUUUUUUUUCCUCUGCACUUGUACAUUGUUGUGUGUUUUCCUAGAGCUGCCGUCCGGACUGACUGAAAUCUCUCUGAAAGCACAGACUAGGCUUUGAUAGAGGCAUUAAAGGCAAAUAGAGACUUGGCUCUGUUAAUUCACCUGUUAGUGUCCCCACCUGCUGCUUCCUUUGCUGAGUUCUAGGCAGCACUUCUGCAGGUCACAGGGCAAUUACUGUCCCUGGAUAGUGUGGAUGACGAGAUUAUACUUGGAAUCAUGAACAUCAAUGAUUUUGUAAUACUCCCGGGCUCAAAAACUGGAACCUCAGUGAGAUUAAAAGCAAAAACUGUCAGAGAAUUGCAGUUGGAGAAAGAGCAGUUAGAAACAGAGAACAAAGAGAUGGAGAAGAAGUUGCGGCAACUGCAGUCAAAUAUGAGCAGAGAAAAAGAAGAGAGAAAGAAAUCAAGUGCUUAUCGUUGGAAAUCUGGACAGGCAGGACCAAUGACCAUCCAAGCCCGGGUUUUUUCACACAGCAAAGAAAACCAUAAUAAGAUUUCUUCAGGAAAAGUGAAGUUGCAGAUACUCAAAGAACAGCUUCAAGAGCCAAUGAAAGGAUUGUUUAGGCAUGAAAUGGCAAAUGCUGGAGCUCAUGGAAAACCCGAAGUGGAAGAGACAGCAUAUGGACUCAUUGGAAUUAAGAGUACACUGCUGCAGGCAGAAGCUGAUACAUGUGUUGGAAAAUUGGAAGCCGCUGAUGACUUCAUCAAGGAAGUAAAUCCAAAUGAACCAAAAGUUAAUCAUGAGCAGAAGAAAGUAAAUAGCAAGCAUCAGGUCACAUCAGACAAGUUUUCAUCUCUGCCAGUGUCAGUAGGUGGUGCUGAGGAACAGCCCUCAGAAACAACCUGUGAAGGCCUUGAAAAUGAGGACAAAGGACUGUUAUUAAGAGGUACAUUCAAUGAGGAGGAAUCUGCAAAGUCUUUUCAGGAAGCUUUGAUUCAGUGGAGAAAAGGUAAUUGCGAUCACAGAGAAGAACUGCGUACCAAUCAGGUCCUAUCAGUAGAAUCUGUGGGAAUUUGUGAGGUACAGACCAAUCUUCCUGUUAAGAAGGAACCAUUCCAAAUUGAAUUCAAGAAGGGCGGCCUGAGCUACAUGGAGAAACUCUUACUAAAGAAAUACAGAAGAACGCCUGUUGAUCAAAUUUCUGGUAGUUGUGUUAAAGAUUCAAGGCCUCUGCAAACACUGAGUGUACAUGAGGCUGUGACUGGAGAAGGGGAAGAAGAUGAUGAUGAUGAUGUCGAUGACUUAACAGUUGAAGAGGUGAAGAGGUACUGGACAUCUGUUUUUAGAGAGGAAGUAGCUGACACUAUUUCUGAAAAUGCAGAGUGCUCUUUGAAAAUUGAAUUCCUUCAUGAUUCCUAUGAGAGGCACUUGGAAGAAUCGUCUGACUUGUUGGUGAUGGAAGCCUGGGGUGUGGGAAUGAAUAAGCAAGGAAAAGCUGAAGCACCGGAGCAGUGUGGAAGAAAUCCUGUUUCUUCUAAAGAAGUUUCUCAAGAAAAAAUGGUUGUCUGCAGUCAUCUUGAAAGAAAUACAGUGCAAAAGGAGGGUGUUCCACUAAAUACUGAGAGGAGAUUGCUUAGCUCCUGCAAACUCCCUGAGAUCAUCUCAAACCCUUCUGAACUAAGGACCAACAAACCUCUUAUUGAGACAAAACUGCAGAAAAACCAUAAAGAUUCACAAAAACCGGACAGUGUCUCCAACAGCCAGAGUUUGGUUUUGCCUGGAAUUACAAAGUCUUCAGUGUUACAGGAUGUAGCCAAAAGACAGAAAUCUGUUUCUACACAGUAUUUGGGACUUGAAGGUUUCUUUAUUGUAGGUGCAAAUCCUAAACAAGUAAUACCUGAAGGACGUUCUUCACGCUCUGCUGACUCUGGCCCUAUGGACAGUACUAUCCCAUUUUCAGUUUCAGGAGAUAGAAAGUGGGUCCCUGAAAGGAGCUUAAGUGAAUAUGCUGAUGGCUCUGUAGUUCAAGAUGUCUUAGAAAGUCAAUUGAACCAAACUUCAUGUGGUUUGGAGACUCAAAAUAGCAUUUCUCCCCUGAUGGAAGCGUGGAGGUCAUACCCAGGGAGUUAUUCUAGACCGUGGUCAACAAAUACGCUACACCGUAAACUGACUGCAAAUUGCCCAACAGACACACAGCCAAGACCCAGGAGUUCACCUCUGCAUGCGUUUAGAGCUGAUACGGAGAUACCAAAACACAAGUGCCUUGAUGUAACCAAACACGUUGACUAUCUUUGGGAAUGUGCUGCUGAACAAGAAGCCCUACUUGCUCUGGAAGAAGAAUUACAAACUUAUACAGCUCAUGAAAAGCAUUACAGCUUAACUUCUGAAGAUGUGACCUCUGCUGGCAGACACCCAGAGAAGAUAGGUAGAAAUACUACAGAUUUCCAUAAAAAACUUGAGCUAAAAGACCACAGCAGACUUGGUGCUCUCAGGGGCUGGGAUGAAAGCCAAAUGGAGGACGAGGAAGAAGUUCUGGAAGAUAAACAACAGGUUCUUGCAUUGCAAUGAGCACGCAAAGAACACAAUUUUAAUCUUUGCGUAUCGUGCAAAACCAAGAAGCAGUCGAAGAGGUGUCUUGAAUGCUGUUCAAGAUGUUAUUUAUUAAGGAUUAUUUUGUAAAACUGUCAAUAAAAAUUCUUAAAAGUC
This is a messenger RNA of Columba livia (rock pigeon), 3114 nucleotides long. RefSeq names its product zinc finger B-box domain containing (gene ZBBX). Lineage: Eukaryota; Metazoa; Chordata; Aves; Columbiformes; Columbidae. Bases 685 to 2976 code for a protein of 763 amino acids. The transcript has 19 exons. The record is from RefSeq and is a predicted model, not a curated record.